CACCACUCCGCUUUUCUCUCUCUCUAUAUAUAUAUAUCUAUGCAUAUGUAUAUAUGCGCAUGAAAUUUUGUAUGGGGACCCACAUUUUUGUUCACCAAAUUGGUUGAUUAUGUUGCAGGAAAAGAUCUCAAAUCCUAACCCGAACUUCUUGAUCAAUCAGAUGGAUCAGCCUAAGUUUGGCCUGCGAAGUGGAGGAGUCGGUAAGCUUCCAAGGGAGGCGUAAGAGGGAUAAGGGGGGCGCUCCACCAACUGCCAGCGACCCUGCUACUGGAAAAGCCGAGAUUAAUGAGGACAUUGCACUAGCUGCCAGCGGCACUGGACCAAUCAAUACUAGCGAGGAGAACAUUCAAGCAAUUGUUUGCGACAAUGGUACUGGCAUGAUCAAGGCUGGGAUUGCAGGUGAAAAUGGUCCAAGAUCAGUCUUCCAUAGCAUAGUUGGCCUGCCUCGACGCAAAGGUAUCAUCAUUGGGGCGGGCCAAAAAGAUUUCUUUGUUGGAGAAGAAGCCCAAUCUAAACGAGGUGUCCUUACCUUGAAGUACCCUAUUAAGCAUGGUAUUGUCACCAAUUGGGACGACAUGGAAAAGAUUUGGGAUUACACCUUUAAAAAUGAGCUUCGGGUUGCCCCAGAAGAAUACCCUGUACUUCUCACGGAAGCACCCCUUAACCCCAAGGCAAAUAGGGAAAAAAUGACAGAAAUCAUGUUUGAGACUUUUAAUGUGCCAGCCAUGUAUGUUGCAAUCCAGGCUAUUCUCUCCCUAUAUGCCAGUGGCCGGACAACUGGCAUUGUGCUUGAUUCCGGGGAUGGAGUGAGCCACACAGUUCCAAUUUAUGAAGGAUACGCUGUUCCUGAUGCUAUUCGACGUCUAGACCUUGCUGGUCAUGAUCUUACGGAUCAUCUUAAGGAAAUUCUUACUGAGAGAGGGUAUUCAUUUAAGACAUCUGCUGAAUGGGAAAUUGUUCGUGACAUAAAGGAGAAGCUGGCUUAUGUUGCUCUGGAUUUCGAGAAGGAGUUGGAGGCUGCUAAGACCAGCUCUGAAAUUCAGAAGAGCUACGUAUUGCCUGAUGAGCAGGUAGUCACAAUUGGAGCCGAGAGAUUCCGCUGCCCUGAGGCCCUCUUCGAUCCAUCACUGAUGGGAAUAGAAUCUCUUGGAAUCCAUCAAACAACCUACAACUCCAUCAUGAAGUGCGACAUCGAUCUCAGGAAGGAUCUGUUCGGCAAUAUUGUUCUUAGUGGUGGCUCAACAAUGUUUCUCGGUAUGGCAGAUCGUAUGAGUAAAGAAAUCUCAGCUCUCGCUCCUGGGACUUUGAAGAUCAAAGUGGUAGCACCACCUGAGAGAAAGUAUAGUGUCUGGAUGGGAGGAUCGAUAUUGGCAUCCCUUUCUUCGUUCCAACAGAUGUGGAUCACCAAGGCAGAGUACGAUGAAUCUGGUGCUUCUAUUGUUCACCGAAAAUGCUUUUGAGUUAAUUUUGUUGUUACUUUGGAUCUCGAUCGGACUCGGGAGUAUGCUGGGUCUGUGUGAUAUAUAUGUUAUUACACUGAGAAGUUUGGUGAUGCAGUGGUUUUCGAUAUCAUUUCAGUUGAAACUAAGGACAUAAAACUAUGAUGUUUGCUUUUAUAGGCCAGACAUGCUCCAUGAGUCAUGACCAUUCUUGAUAUCAAUUUGGCAUGGUUUUGCUUUGUUGGUAAAUGUGGCCUUUUUGUAACUCUGGAUGAAAUAAAAGCACUUGGUUCGUGUUUUGCAGGCCUGUUUAAGGUUAA
This is a messenger RNA of Diospyros lotus (date-plum), 1759 nucleotides long. RefSeq names its product actin-97-like. Lineage: Eukaryota; Viridiplantae; Streptophyta; Magnoliopsida; Ericales; Ebenaceae. The coding region runs from base 378 to 1460 and encodes 360 amino acids. The transcript is spliced from 6 exons. The record is from RefSeq and is a predicted model, not a curated record.